Dentiscutata erythropus is the source of this 143-nucleotide messenger RNA. The record is from the annotation of a GenBank genome assembly. Lineage: Eukaryota; Fungi; Glomeromycota; Glomeromycetes; Diversisporales; Gigasporaceae.
ACUGCAUUGAAUUAGAUUUAAAGAAUGCUAAAGAUUAUGUUGAAGCUAUUAAAACAUUUUUAAGCUUGCCAGAAGUAAUCAAAUAUCUAAGAAAUUAUAUUAUUCCACUUCCAGCAGAUUUUCCUGGACAAUUAUUCAUAUGA